This is a messenger RNA of Micromonas commoda, 1254 nucleotides long. RefSeq lists its product with no specific name. Lineage: Eukaryota; Viridiplantae; Chlorophyta; Mamiellophyceae; Mamiellales; Mamiellaceae. The transcript has 2 exons. The coding region runs from base 1 to 1254 and encodes 417 amino acids. The record is from RefSeq and is a predicted model, not a curated record.
AUGGCGUCGCCCAACCCUCGCGCCUACUUCCAGCGGUACCCCACGCUCUUCGCGCCGUUCUACGGCGACGACGAGCGCGCCACGAUGCUCAAGACCAUCGUGCCCAAUCGCGUGUGGUGCCUCGAGCAGAACCUCGCGGUCGGCCCUCUGGAGACCCCGCUUCGAUGCGUGGUGAUCCGGCUCGAGGACGACUCCCUCUGGGUGCACGCCCCGCUCGCCCCCACCGAGGAGUUCUUCCGCCUCAUCGAACGCGAUGGUAUCGGCGGGACGGUAAAACACGUGGUGGUGCCCACGUACGCUUUGGAGCACAAGGUGUUUGCGAGAGACGCGUGCGACCGAUGGCCCGACGCGGACCUGUGGAUCGCCCCGGGGCAGUUCGCGUUCCCGUUGGAGGUGGCGGCGGAGAGGAUAUACGGCAGGACGCCCGCGGGUGUGCUCGGGGACGUGAGUGACAACUCCGGGGUUUACGGUGGGGCGGGUCGGACUCCGCCGUGGACGAAUGAGAUCGACGUGAAGAUUCUCAACUCCGGAUCGUUCAGGCUCGGCGGCCGCGACGUGGGGCUGAGGGAGGCGACGUUCUUUCACCGAGCCACGCGCACGAUGGUCGUGACCGACUGCAUCGCGCUCAUCCCCGAUCAAAUCCCGCCCCUCAUCGACCCGGAGAAGCUGCUUUUGGUGGGCAAGAGGAGCACGGCGGAUCCCACCCCCGCGGUUGGCUCGCCGGGCGAUACCCCAGCGGCUCGACUCGCCGGCUGGAAGAAGAUGACGCUGCUCAUAAACUACUUCUUCCCCGAGCACGAGGAACCCGCGCCCGGCGCUCCCGGGGUGGUGGAGUGGACGGACGGGUGGGAGGAUAACUUCGCCGCCAUCUCCGGCAGGCUGUUCGUGCCGCCCGUCGUGAGGAGCCUUUUGUACGCGCAGGACCCGGCGGGGGUGCGAGCGUGGGCGGAUUCCGUCGCUGAGGACUGGUUCAAACCCGUGGUGUCGACGCCCGCGUCGCUGACGAUCGUGCCCGCGCACUGGGACGGGCCCGUGGAGAACGUGCGCGUGGAGGAUUUUUUGCGAGCGUACCGGUGGCUCGACGACCCGACGUCGGAUCCCUUCCCGGAGGCGGACAUGGCCAGGGGUUUGCAGCCGGUGAUCGACGCGGUGUUCGGCACGAAGACGAAGGCGGACGAGUCGCAGGGCAGCGGGCUCGACCUGUUCUUCUCGUCGUUCCCCACGCUCGCGUCUCGGUUCAAGGGCGGUGAGUGA